AUGGAUGAAAAAAAUUUGGGACACGAAUUACGUCAUUCCUUGCUUGGUAUAUUAGCUCAAAAUGUUUUAUUACAAACCGAUCGUGAUAAAUUAAAACUGGCAAAUCCUGAGAAACGAAAAGCUGAAGAAAAUGAUUUAUCCAAGGAUUUGAAAAAGGCUAAAUUGGAAACAAAAGCAUUAAAGGCUAAAAGACCCGGUUUUACAGAUGAACGUUAUCAUGAAACUUCAUAUUAUAUUGAAAAUGGUCUUCGAAAAGUUUAUCCAUAUUAUUUUACAUUUACAACAUUUACAAAAGGUCGAUGGGUUGGAGAAAAAAUUUUAGAUGUUUUUGCAAGAGAAUUUCGAGCACAUCCAGCGGAAGAAUAUGAAAGAUGUAUUAAAGCUGGAACAUUAACUGUUAAUUAUGAAAAAGUGCCAACUGAUUACAGACUUAAACAUAAUGAUCUAUUAGCGAAUGUUGUGCACAGACAUGAAGUACCAGUCACUAGUCAACCAAUCACAAUAGUGCAUAUGGAUGAUGAUAUUGUGGUUGUUAAUAAACCAGCAUCAAUUCCAGUUCACCCAUGUGGUCGAUAUCGUCACAACACUGUAGUUUUUAUCCUAGCUAAGGAAUAUAAUUUGAAAAAUUUGAGAACAAUACAUCGCUUGGAUCGCUUAACUUCUGGUCUUCUUUUAUUUGGUCGUAGUCCAAAAAAAGCUAGGCAAAUGGAACAUCAAAUAAGAAAUCGACAAGUGCGAAAAGAAUACAUUUGCAGAGUAGAUGGCGAAUUUCCAGACGGUACUAUAGAAUGCAAAGAGCCGAUUGAAGUUGUAAGCUACAAAAUUGGUGUUUGUAAAGUUUCGCCUAAAGGAAAAGAAUGUACCACAUCCUUUCAGAAAUUAGGAUACAAUGGUAAGACGAGUGUGGUUUUAUGUAAACCGCUAACAGGAAGAAUGCAUCAAAUACGUGUACAUUUGCAAUAUUUGGGCUAUCCUGUUGUUAAUGAUCCAUUAUAUAAUCAUGAAGUUUUUGGACCGAAUAAAGGUAGAGGUGGUGAUAUUGGUGGAAAAUCAGAUGAACAAUUAGUUAAAGAUUUAAUUAAUAUUCAUAAUGCUGAAAAUUGGUUAGGAAUUGAUGGUGAUUCAGAAUUAUCGUUAUUUAAAUCAAUUCGUAAUGAUCCCGAUGACAGUCUUGGUGGUUGCGUUAAAGGUAAUACAAUUAGUGAUGAUGAAUCUGAAAGUGUAUCAAGAGAAUCAUCGCCAUGUUCAGAAAGCCCUAGACCAGUAUCAAUAAGAAGUGAAAGUCCACAUGAUACAAUACAAGGCAAUAUGAAUAGUCAUCAUAACCAUAAUCAUCAUAGUAGUCAAAAUAACAAUAAUAAUCAUAUUCAAUCAAAAGUAAUAACAACAGGUAUUAAUAAUUCAACAACACCAACAACAUCAUCUACAGGAGUCAUAACGACAACAUCAAAUUCCAUUGGAACAUUAAUUUCAACAGGCACCAAUACAAUAUCUACAUCAAUUAUAAGUAAUCAGACAAACUUAGGAGGAAAUUGUUGUAAUCAAAAUUCAAAUACACCAUCAUUAGCCUUACAGUCAAAAGUCAAGGUAACAGUUGCUACACAAACUGGACAUGAAUCACCUGAUUUAACUUUUAAUCCAGACAAAAUGACAACAGAUAAACAUUGUUAUGAAUGUAAAGUAAGAUAUAGGGAUCCAAAACCACAAGAUUUGGUUAUGUAUUUACAUGCUUGGAAAUAUAAGGGACCUGGCUGGGAAUAUGAAACUGAUUUACCAAAUUGGGCUAAAAUUGAAUGGGUUGAUCCUACAUAUGAAUAGAAAGUAAAAUAUGUAUUUUUUUUUAAUUUGGAAUUUAAGAAAAAUCAAAACUGCAAGUAAUGCAAAAAAAAAUCGGAAUUAUUUCAUAUUUUUUCUAUCAAAAUAAAAAACAGUAAAACUAAACUACAAAUUUGAGAAAUAAAACAUUUUCUUUUUUUUUUUAACAUAAGGUUUUUUUUCUAGAAACACCCCUAUUUGUACUUAAAAAAAACCAAAAAAAAAUAUUUGUACAUGUAUUUAUAAAUAAAGAAAAAAAAUAUUAAAAAUUAAAAAAAACAUGAAAAAGUGCACUUUUAGCCAGUAGAAUUCUCACUACUUUCGUAAUAAUACACAAAGAAGUAGAACAAAAAAAAAUAAAUAAGAAAAGUUUAAAAUUUAAAAAAUAAAAUUUUUUUCAAAAGACAUUUUUUCAUAUCAAAAUAUUAAAAAGAAAAAUAUAUA
Molecule: messenger RNA, 2259 nt
Organism: Condylostylus longicornis
Lineage: Eukaryota; Metazoa; Arthropoda; Insecta; Diptera; Dolichopodidae
Product: pseudouridylate synthase RPUSD2-like
Exons: 11
Coding region: 1-1818 (605 amino acids)
Biological process (GO): pseudouridine synthesis
Molecular function (GO): pseudouridine synthase activity; RNA binding
Source: RefSeq, a predicted model, not a curated record